Messenger RNA from Humulus lupulus (European hop), 1764 nucleotides. RefSeq names its product beta-glucosidase 18-like. Lineage: Eukaryota; Viridiplantae; Streptophyta; Magnoliopsida; Rosales; Cannabaceae. The transcript has 12 exons. The record is from RefSeq and is a predicted model, not a curated record. Gene Ontology annotation, biological process: carbohydrate metabolic process. Bases 37 to 1617 code for a protein of 526 amino acids. Gene Ontology annotation, molecular function: beta-glucosidase activity.
UUCACAUGCUCACAUUCAGAAUGAAAUAAACAAAAGAUGAAAUUCAAAAUUAGAGCACGUGAACUUUUAUUCUUCUCCUUUCUUCUUCUUCUACUUGCAGUUUCUCCUCCUACAGUCCAAUGUUCUAGUGAAGAAGAAGAAGAAAUCCAAAGAUCUCAAUUCCCAGAUGCCUUCUUCUUUGGAACAAGCACUUCAGCAUAUCAGGUUGAAGGAGCAUAUCUUGAAGAUGGAAAGAGUCUCGCCAACUGGGAUGCCUUCACUCAUAUUCCAGGAAACAUUAUUAAUAACGACAAUGGUGACGUUGUAGAUGACCAUUACCACCGGUAUAUGGAAGAUAUUGAAUUAUUGCAUUCUCUUGGGGUAAAUGCAUAUCGAUUCUCAAUUUCGUGGGCAAGAAUUCUGCCUAGAGGAAAAUCUGGCGAUGUUAACCCAGAAGGGAUUAGGUUUUAUAAUAAAAUAAUCGACAGCCUGUUACUCAGAGGAAUUGAACCAUUUGUGACCAUUUGCCAUUUUGACCUUCCACAAUCUCUAGAGGACAAAUACGGGGGAUGGCUAAAUCCUUUAAUAAGGGAAGAUUUUGUAUACUUUGCCGCAAUAUGUUUCAAGGAAUUUGGAGACAGAGUCAAAUACUGGGUGACCAUAAAUGAGCCAAACCAUUGGGUGGAUUUUUCCUAUAUAAGGGGAAUGUACCCACCGGGCCACUGUUCAUUGCCAUUUGGGAAUUGCUCGGUCGGCAAUUCUGAUGCAGAGCCUCUGGUUGCCAUGCACAACAUGUUAAUUUCACAUGCCAUGGCUGCUGAUUUUUACCGCAAACACUUUCAGGCCAAACAAAAUGGGUUUGUUGGAAUGGUUGUGUCUUCAUUUAUGUAUGAACCACUAAGAGACAAAGAGGAGGACCGACAAGCUGUGAGUAGAGCCUUGGCUUUCACUAUUGCUUGGGCGUUAGAUCCUGUAGUACAUGGAGAUUACCCUGAAGAAAUGCGAGAGUGCAUUGGGUUGAAAUUGCCAAAGUUUUCAGCCCAAGAGAGAGAGAUUCUUAGAAGAGGCAGUAUAGACUUCAUUGGUAUAAACCACUAUUCAACUUUGUACAUCAAAGACUGCAUCAACUCCACUUGCUCCCCCAAGUCUUAUCACCCUAUUCAAGGCUUCGUCGAAACCACUGGACUGCGAGAUGGUCUCCCCAUUGGUCAACCGACAGGAAAGGCAGUCUUCUUUGUUGUUCCAAGAGGCAUGGAGGAGAUUAUUGAAUACAUUAAGCACAGAUAUAAUAACAUACUGAUGUUCGUUACUGAGAAUGGAUAUGCUUCGCCACUACAGGAGAAUGAACAAGAACUGCUUCAAGAUCUCAAUCGCAUCAAAUUUCAUAAAGACUACCUUAUUGCUUUAGCCCGUGCAGUAAGAAAGGGUGCUAAUGUGAGGGGAUAUUUCAUUUGGUCGUUGAUGGAUAACUUUGAGUGGGCUGAUGGCUACGGAACCAGAUUCGGGCUAUAUUAUGUGGAUCGCACCACACUCAGACGUUUCCCCAAACUUUCUGCCAAAUGGUUUACCAGCUUUCUUACUGACACCAAUGCAAGUGGGCAUAGCCACCACGAGGGAGUGUUUUUGGAAAGCAUUUGAUUAUCAUGAAUACUCAUGAAUCAUUAAUUAUAUCGAAUUAAUCCCCUUAAAUGGGACUAUAAUUUGAAUAAAAAUCCACUAUCGCCAAUAUCCUGUUGCUAUCCGGUUUCUUUAAUAAAAUACUGUUAUUUGUCAAUUAUUAUUCUA